UUUCGUCUUCACUCAGAAUAAUGAAGUAGACAGAGAAAUAUUUGACUUUUUCUUAACAGAGAAACCAGAACAGCAAGCUCUCUCUCUCUCUCUCUCUCUCUCUCUCUCUCUCUCUCUCUCUCUCUCUCUCUCUCUCUCUCUCUCUCUGUCUCUCUCUCUCUCUCUUAAACUUGGGUGGGAAUUGAGAAUUCGCCUCAAUUACACGAACCCUCAUUUUCAAGUCUUUACCUUUAAAAACUAUUUUUCAUUUUUUUUGUCAUAUUCUCAUUUUCAUGCCUCACUUUUCCCAGAAAAAUUUGAUAUUUUCUCGGGAAAAUUUUCUUUCUUUCUCUCUCUCAGCUGAUCAGUUAUGGCAGCUACUUCUAACUUUGUUUUAGGUAAAGCUCUAGUAUAUUUUUUAACGUUAUUUUUAGUAGUAUUGUGUAGGGGUUCUGUGAGCUGUUAUGGUUUCGGGACUUUCGGUUUCGAUAUCCACCAUAAAUUUUCGGAUCCCGUAAGGGGAAUUCUCGGGUUCGAUGAGGUGCCACAGAAGGGGACUGUGGAUUAUUAUAAGGUUUUGGUCCAUGGAGACCAUCUAAUCAAGGGUCGACACCUCGCCUCUGAUGAUCAGACCACACCCCUCGCCUUCUACCCUGGCAACGACACAGUACAGCUUGGUGGCCCGUUUGGAUAUUUGCAUUAUGCCAAUAUAUCAGUGGGGACGCCCAGUUCAUCAUACCUUGUGGCCUUAGACACUGGAAGCGAUUUAUUCUGGUUACCAUGUGAUUGUACCAGUUGUGUGCGUGGAAUAAGGUCUGGAGAUGAGAUAACAGAGUUUAACAUCUUCAGCCCCAAUGCAUCAUCGACAAGUAAGAAAGUAUCUUGCAACAGCAGCUUGUGUGAUCUACAACGACGAUGCCCUUCCCAAACUAGCACUUGUCCUUAUCAAGUUGUGUAUCUUUCUAAUGGCACAUCAUCUACUGGGUACUUGGUAGAGGAUGUAUUACACUUGACUACUGAUGAUUCUAAAUUGAAAGGUGUUAAGGCUCCCAUUACUUUUGGUUGUGGUACAGUUCAGACUGGUUCAUUUUUAGAAGGUGCUGCUCCCAACGGUUUAAUUGGGCUUGGUAUAGAGGCUAUAUCUGUCCCCAGUCUCUUAGCAAAAGAAGGGUACACUUCAAAUUCUUUCUCCAUGUGUUUUGGACGCGAGGGCUUAGGCAGAAUCAGAUUUGGAGACAAUGGAAGCGUGGACCAAGGAGAAACACCAUUUAGUCUUAGAGAAACACAUCCAACUUACAAUGUCACUAUCACUCAAAUAAAUGUGGGAGGUACCGAUGCUAACCUUGAAUUCAGUGCAAUAUUUGACUCUGGUACCUCAUUUACAUAUCUAAAUGAUCCGGCUUAUACACAGAUCUCUGAGAGUUUUAAUAAAAUGGCAAACGAAGAUCGGCAUUCAAGUAAUUCUAGUAUCCCCUUUGAGUAUUGUUAUGUCUUAAGGCCAAACCAAACUUCCUUUGAAUAUCCCGCCCUGAAUUUCACGAUGAAAGGCGGUCAUGUUUACCCUGUGAAGGAGUCAAUUGUUGUGGCUUCUGAUAAUGGUACACUUAUCUACUGUCUGGGUGUUGUCAAAAGCGAAAAUGUUAAUAUCAUUGGACAAAACUUCAUGACUGGUUAUCGUAUAACUUUUGAUCGUGAGAAAUUGAUCUUGGGCUGGAAGGAUUCUAACUGUUUCGAUGAAGAAGAAACCUCAACGCUUCCGAUCAAGCCAUCUAGUUCUCCUGCUAUGUCCCCUGCUGGCACCCUAAGCCCAGAAGCUACAUCAGGCAGUGUCAACAAUACUAUCAAACCAGAAGCUGCGCCGCCCAGAAACCAUUCGUCGAAACUUAACUCUUUCUCAUUUAUGUUCAUUCUACUGAUUAUUUGUCAAUUCUUUGUCAUUGUUUGAUCAUUCUUUUUAUUUAGGCAGGUUUUCUCAGCCCCUGUAUAAUAUAUUCAUAUGUAUUAGUUGGUUUUUUUUUUUUUUGUAUCGAGGCAUAUUCUACAAACAAAUAGGAAGUUGGACAACAUCCUUAUUUUUUUGGGGGGUAUAUUUGUAACGUUGGUAAUAGUAUAAACAUGGGGUUGUAAAUAUACAUUGAACAUGAGCAGAAAAAGUAACAUCUUUAUAUUGAUUCUAGUUGAGUUAUUGAA
Cannabis sativa is the source of this 2169-nucleotide messenger RNA. RefSeq names its product aspartyl protease family protein 1. The transcript has 10 exons. The coding region runs from base 350 to 1924 and encodes 524 amino acids. Gene Ontology annotation, molecular function: aspartic-type endopeptidase activity. The record is from RefSeq and is a predicted model, not a curated record. NCBI's taxonomy places the organism in Eukaryota, Viridiplantae, Streptophyta, Magnoliopsida, Rosales, Cannabaceae. Gene Ontology annotation, biological process: proteolysis.